AUGUCUUUCGACCAGCUCUCCUCCAUGGAGUCCGGAGGCGGCGGCGGCGGCGGCGGCGGCAACGGCGCCUCGUCCCGUCGCCAGGGUGGUGCCUACUCCGACUCGCCCGAGUUCUCGCGCCUGUCCCAGAACCUCAUGAACCAGCUGUUCCACUUGCAGGGCAACAACUCGAAGCUGCGCACCGAGAUCAACCGCCUCGGUACCCGCCAGGACAACCCGCGCCUGCGCGAGCGCGUCCAGACCCUGCUCGAGGAGUCGCGCGACCAGUUCAAGGACGUCGGCGAGGGCGUCAAGAAGCUGCAGCAGUGGGGCGACGACGUCACGCCCUCGCAGAAGUACAGCCAACAGAAGCUGGCCAGGGAGUUCGGCACCGGCCUCAAGGAGUUCCAGGGCCUGCAGCGCACCGCCCUCGAGAAGCUCAACGCUAGCGUCACCGCGGCCAAGGCGGCCCUGGACGCCGAGUCGCCCGGCGAGACCCGCGGCGACCAAGGGGAGUUGCAGCUCCUCCAGCACCAGCACCAGCAACAGCAGGAGCAGAUCCACCUGGCCGCGCAGGACGAGGUCGAUUUCCAGGAUGCCUUGAUCGCCGAGCGGGAGGAGGAGAUCCGGCAGAUCGAGGAGGGCGUGGGCGACCUGAACGUGCUCUUCCGCCAGGUCGCGCAGAUUGUCAGCGAGCAGGGCGAACAGCUCGAGACCAUUGAGAGCAACGCCAUCAACGUGCGCGACGAUACGAGGGGUGCCGAUGUGGAGCUCAGGAGUGCGGCCAGGUACCAAAAGAAUGCCCGGAGCAAGGCAUGCUGUCUGCUACUGAUCCUGGCCGUCAUCCUGACCAUUGUCCUGUUGGCCGUCUUCUUGGGAUAA
Messenger RNA from Neoarthrinium moseri, 861 nucleotides. RefSeq lists its product as uncharacterized. Gene Ontology annotation, cellular component: SNARE complex; membrane; endomembrane system. Lineage: Eukaryota; Fungi; Ascomycota; Sordariomycetes; Amphisphaeriales; Apiosporaceae. Gene Ontology annotation, molecular function: SNAP receptor activity; SNARE binding. The coding region runs from base 1 to 861 and encodes 286 amino acids. The record is from RefSeq and is a predicted model, not a curated record. The transcript has a single exon. Gene Ontology annotation, biological process: Golgi to vacuole transport; intracellular protein transport; vesicle fusion.